GAUCGACCGAAAAGGUCUAGCCUCCUACGCGCCGCUCUUUGGGACCACGAUUCCUUAGGCCCCACGAGCGCCUGCUCCACAGAGUGGCAAAACGAAUUAGCCAAUCAGCGUCCACUUUCCAAAUACUGGAAAGUUGACCUUGGCUGUUCGCGGGAAAAAAAUUCAAGAUGGCGAACGAUCUCAGCUCUGUGUUCCGUCUUGUGUCAAAAAAAUUCGGAAUUGCGGCCUUGAAUAGCCAUCAAAAGGAGGCUAUUGAGGAGUUUCACCAAGGGUGAAGCGGAUUUGUUUAUUAAUUUGCCGACUGGCUAUGGAAAGUCCCUGAUUUACCAAGCUAUGCCGCUAGUCUUCGACGAUAUUCGAAGGAAGUCAGGGCACAUUGUUGUUGUCGCGUCUCCUCUUGUGAGUUUAAUGGACGACCGAGUGGAUUAUUUACGAAGCAUCGGUGUAAGUUCUGUGAGUCUCAGCAAUCUAAAAGAGGGAGAAGCUGGUGAAGUAGAGAACGGAGAGUAUUCCGUGAUAUAUGGAAGCCCAGAAUCAUGGUUGAAAAACCAGCGAUGGAGGGAGCUGCUUUCUAGCGCGUUGUUCAAGGAAAAACUAUGUUGCAUAGCCGUUGAUGAAGCGCAUGUAAUCAAGCAAUGGGGGACUUCAUCUACAAAUAAGAUGGUGGCAUUUAGAACAAUAUAUUCAGAGCUUCAUGAGUUGAGAACCCUCGCUGCUGGUGCAAAAGUAAUUGCUUUGACAGCAACAGCAACGCUGUCAACAAAAGAAACAAUUACAGAUGUACUUAGAAUGCAAGACGUCAUAGAAAUAAAUGAAAAUCCCAAUUAGAACAUUACCUAUAUUGUCAAGUAUUUAAGUAACUCAAUGGAUGCUAAAGAAAGUUUUAAAUGGUUGGUGAAUGAAAUCAAUGAAAGAAAAGAUGGUGGAGAUAAAACAAUCAUCUACUGCCAAACAAUAAAACAGUGUUCUUUGGUGUAUGGCACCCUGAGAUCUAUGUUGAUAGAGUUGGUUGCUAAUGGAAAACCAAAACUUGAAAUGCUUCAUUCCUGUACUCCAAAA
Molecule: messenger RNA, 1059 nt
Organism: Nematostella vectensis (starlet sea anemone)
Lineage: Eukaryota; Metazoa; Cnidaria; Anthozoa; Actiniaria; Edwardsiidae
Product: putative ATP-dependent DNA helicase Q1
Exons: 2
Coding region: 334-828 (164 amino acids)
Biological process (GO): double-strand break repair via homologous recombination
Cellular component (GO): cytoplasm; chromosome; nucleus
Molecular function (GO): four-way junction helicase activity; nucleic acid binding; ATP binding
Source: RefSeq, a predicted model, not a curated record